Phyllopteryx taeniolatus (common seadragon) is the source of this 942-nucleotide messenger RNA. RefSeq names its product keratin, type I cytoskeletal 18-like. Gene Ontology annotation, molecular function: structural molecule activity. Lineage: Eukaryota; Metazoa; Chordata; Actinopteri; Syngnathiformes; Syngnathidae. The record is from RefSeq and is a predicted model, not a curated record. The coding region runs from base 196 to 942 and encodes 248 amino acids. The transcript has 6 exons.
CCCCUGGUCGGUUGUCGUUUGAUGAGCCAAUAGCAUCACCGGGGGGCGGAUGCACCGCUGCGAUAAGAAGUGCUAUCAAAUCCACCCGCGUAGUUGCUCAGCUUUAGUCUGGAGUCACCGUCGUCAUGCCUUCGAACACGGCCGCGGUGCCGGCGGAAGAGGCUCCGGGUCGUCCGUGGCCAGGAUUUUGGUGACAUGAUUGUUUGGCUCAAUGACGAAACGAAGGCACGGAUGGUGAUUGAAAAUGAUCUGGAUGAGCUGAAGAAGAACAUCGAGGACACCAAGCUGAGCAACAAGCAAACGCAGAAGGAGAUUGAUCUGAUGAAGGAUGAACUGGCCAACUUUGAGCAGGACCACAAAAAUGCUGCGGACGACCUACGUGAGAAGAUCAGGAACUCGGAGGUGAAUGCGGAGAUUGAAACUCCAAAUUCCAGCUUGCCUGAGAUUGUCAACAAUAUCCGCAAGCAGUACAGCAAACUCGCCACGAAGAACCUGAAGGAGACUGAGGAGCGGUACCAGAACAAGUUUGAAAACAUCAAGGUGGAAGAGGCCCAGAACAAUGAAGCACUGCAGUCUGGCAAGACGGAGCUCAAAGAUCUGCUCAAGCAGAAACAAUAUGUGGUGAUCAAAGUUCAGGGUGGGCAAAGCACGAUCCGCAAUCUGGAGGAAAACCUGAGGUUGGCCAAGCUGGAGAAGGGUCAGCAGCUGGGCCCUCUCAACCGGACAAUCUUGGACUUGGAGCAGCAGCUGAGGGCACAUGUGCAGAACCAGUUGGAGAUGAACAAGGACCUGCUAUGUGUCAAGAUGAGACCGGAAGCAGAGAUCAACGACUACCAGAAGCUGAUGUCGGGAGAUGUCGACAGCUUGGACUUUUCUUUAGACGAUGCUCCGCCACAUGGUAAGUCCUCGAUCCAACUGGUAGAACAAAUCCAGCACGAGUGA